Pelmatolapia mariae (spotted tilapia) is the source of this 1963-nucleotide messenger RNA. It is a transcript of the gene il21r.1, whose product is annotated as interleukin 21 receptor, tandem duplicate 1. Gene Ontology annotation, biological process: cytokine-mediated signaling pathway. Lineage: Eukaryota; Metazoa; Chordata; Actinopteri; Cichliformes; Cichlidae. The record is from RefSeq and is a predicted model, not a curated record. Gene Ontology annotation, molecular function: protein binding; cytokine receptor activity. Gene Ontology annotation, cellular component: external side of plasma membrane.
GCAGCGGGUGCCCCCAUGGCUCCCCAACAUGUGUUCUUUUUCUUGCUGUGGAGCCUCACUCUUUUCCUUCAUGGAGCAUCUGCAUCAUUUUGCAAUGUCACCUGCUGGACAGACUACGAUGAGUUGUUGAACUGUUCGUGCGCAGCCUCUGUGCCGAUAAAUCCCCUUGACAUCAGUGUCAUUUGCAGGGGUGAUGAUGCAAACGUUGAUGGCAGCUGUGUUAUCCGACCACCUCAGUCCUGGUGUCAAAUUGAUAAGCCCUUUGUUGAUGUUGCAUCAGUUGGAACAGUCUGCAGCACGACAGUCAGUGAAGAAGGCAGCUCAUUCAUAAAUGAGUCAUCCAGCUGGAACCUGAGUGAAGUGGUGAAACUUAAGCCUCCUUUAAACGUUCAAGUUGAAAACGCAGCGGAAUUCUACAACAUAACCUGGAACCAUGACAGCGCUGCCGCGGACUGCCUCAGAUACAGAGUCCGCAUAAGAACGAGCGAAAACUUGUUAAAGGAUCCAGUUUUCUCCAAGGAAAGAGGGGAAGAAAUGCACAUUCUGAUAAACCACAAUGAACUACAACCACAUACCAAUUAUACUGUGGAUGUUCAAGCCACAUUUUGUCCUAAAUAUGCCCUUCAGGGUCCAUGGAGUGAAUGGAGUUCCACUACAAACUGGAAAACAGAGGCGUUAAAUGUCAAAGGUACUUGGUGGCACGUCUUCCUGCCCAUCAUUUUUUUCUUCAUUUUUGGCCUGGGUCUGUGUUAUUCACAGAAAACGUGUUGGCAGAGAAAACUUGAGGUGAUUACGUACAUCCCGAGCCCGGAUGAGUUUUUCAAACCCCUGUAUCACAACUACGAAGGGAACUUCAAGGAAUGGGUGAAGCCUGUAUUCAGUGAGUAUGAUUACCUGAGGAUCAGUCCAAAUGUUCAGAUGAUGAGUGAGAAGCAGCACGACAUACUUCACUGGAGCGACGAGAAGCAGCGAGACAAUGAGGACAACGAGACAAAUCAAGGUGGCAACAUUCACCACAUGCUGCAGCCUCACAGCAACAUGCUGCUGCACUUUCCAGACGGUGACAGUUCACAGGGCAACAGCCACUCCACUGGACACAUCUCCAUCCAUACUGUAACCUUAUCUGGAGAAGAUUUUGAUGAGGAAGUUACAUCACAGAGCUCCCUCAGAAGUUACCAAGACGGAGAAAGCUUGGGCUCCUUUGAGGAAGACAACAGAGAGCAUGCCAGCUAUAGUUUAGAGGAGCCUCACAUGUCCAGGAUGGACAGACCAAGUGGGGUAUUACCACAGCAUGAAAACCACAUAUCCAAUGACCUACUAGUGGAAAACCUAAACUUCCAGCCUCAUGAUCAGUUUAAUGAACCAGAGAGGGUAUCCCUUGACUCAUUUGAGCAGUCAGAAGAUGGCUACCCUCAUGUGGACCUGGACACAAUUGAUAGUGGUUUUGGGGAGUGUGGCAGCCCCGGAGCAUCAGACUCAAAUACAGCAGAUCAGAUCAACUCUGAUUUAUUUCAUGAGCACACGAACUCAAAUUCAAAUUAUGUCAAGCAGUGGAUGAUAUGUAGCACUAUUCAAGAAGACUCGAGCCAUCUGGAGAAUGAACUCCAUGAAUCACAAUGAUUCAAAGUUGACUGACUGCCACCGUUUCAGAUUGUUGUGCCAUGGGGCACACUUUUACUUAAGACUUGGAUUUGUUGAUGAUAUUUGAAUUAGAAAAAGAACCUAGUUGAGUCAUCAUGCUGUAAUGUUGUGUAUUUUUUAUAGUCUGAAUGUUUUUUUUUCUUGCACUAUAGUCUUGUUUCCGUUAUUUUAAAAGAACAACUCCAAGGGAGAGGAGAGAAAGAAAGAGACUCUAUGCCUGAAAAUAUGAUAAUAAUCAUCCCUUGUGUAGCGGUUUUCAGUGAUUCUGUGAAAUGAAAAUUUAUUUACAUACAUACUUAUAAGUGUUGAUUUAAUUUAAUUA